AUGACAGUCGACUUUGAUUUGCGAUCGAACUAUGUUCAGAUCAUCAACGGAAAAGCCUCGCCCACCGAGGUGACUCGGCACGGACUGAACCCCGCUACCUUGGAGGCUCUUCCUGAAGUUCCGGUUGCCACGCCGGAGGAUCUUGACCAUGCUGCUGAUGCCGCGAAAGCUGCUUUCAAGCUUUGGUCUGCGACGCCAUAUGAGGAUCGCAAAAAGGCUGUAUUGGCAUAUGCGGAUGCUAUUGAACAAUAUUCCGAUCAGUUCCGAGACCUCUUGAUCACCGAGCAGGGAAAGCCGUCGUUCCAGGCCACCCUCGAGACUGAAAACGCGAUCAAGUGGAUUCGAGGCAUGGCUGGGCUUCCACUUCUAGAAGACGUCAUUGAGGAUGAUGAAACUAGAACUGUGAUAACUAGACACGUCCCUAUCGGUGUCGUCGGAGCUAUUGUUCCUUGGAACUUCCCCUUGAUGCUCGCAACUGGCAAGAUUGCUCCUGCUUUAUUGACCGGAAACGUGAUUAUUGUGAAGCCUUCGCCCUUUACUCCCUACGGUGGCUUGAAGCUCGUCGAAUUGGCCCAGAAGUGCUUCCCCCCGGGUGUCGUGCAGUCUUUGAGUGGUGAUGAUAAUUUGGGGCCCUGGCUCACAAGCCACCCAGGUAUUGACAAGAUUAGCUUCACUGGCUCGACGGCCACUGGUAAGAGGGUACUGCAGAGUGCUAGUCGCACUUUGAAACGCGUGACUCUUGAACUCGGUGGCAACGACCCUGCGAUUGUGUUCCCUGACGUGGACAUUGAGAAGGUUGCGGAGAAGGUCGCCUUUUUUGCAUUCCUGAACUCGGGUCAGAUAUGUCUCAAUCUGAAGCGGAUCUAUGUCCACAGCUCCAUUUUUGAUGAGUUCAGAGACGCCUUGGUUCGCCAGGUAAAGACCUACACUAUCGGCGAUGGCUCCGAACCCGGAAUUACCCACGGGCCUCUCCAAAACGAUAUGCAAUACUCCCGCGUCAAAACUUUCUUCGAUGACAUCGAGAAGCAGGGCUGGAAGGUUGCUACGGGGGGUCAGAUUAUGCCUUCGGCCGGAUACAUGGUCACUCCGACUAUUAUUGACCGCCCCCCUGACAAUUCACGUAUAGUAGUUGAGGAACCUUUUGGCCCGAUUGUACCGCUUAUGUCGUGGGAUGAGGAAUCCGAGGUGAUCGAACGGGCUAACGACACUUCGAUGGGACUAGGUGCUUCGAUCUGGACGGCCGAUCUGGACCGUGCAGCACGGGUUGCACGUCAAAUCCAAGCUGGAUCUGUGUGGACAAAUGAUCACUUCAGUCUGAGUCCCACUGCUCCAUUUGGCGGUCAUAAGGAAAGUGGUGUUGGGGCUGAGUGGGGACUGAAUGGACUGAAAGGCUUUUGCAAUAUUCAGACCCUGUUUUUGAAGAAGAGUGUUUGA
This is a messenger RNA of Penicillium olsonii, 1434 nucleotides long. The record is from the annotation of a GenBank genome assembly. Lineage: Eukaryota; Fungi; Ascomycota; Eurotiomycetes; Eurotiales; Aspergillaceae.